UGACAAACAGCCAUACAUAUGUGAACAAAAUUUAAAAGAUGAAAUUGUAAAAUUAAAUUUUAAAUUUGGCGCGCGCUUUUUUUGUACAAUGCACGUUGCCAACUAUUUCGAAUGGCAUCGCACGCAGCAAUAGUUGCUACCGAUAUAUCGCACGAAAAAAAUACCGCACAAAAAACACCAAGCACAGAUUAGCAGCGCGAUGUAUGUGUGUGACCGCAUUCUCGAAACGAUAAAUUGCCGGGCGGCGUUUUUAGUGUUGUUGCUGUUGUUAGCCAAUUAAACCAAUUUGUGGGGCGAUAAGACGGCUGUAAAACGUCGAAUUAAGCUAAUCAAAUCGACGUAAACUUAUCGCAGCGACACACAAAGUAACCAGAAAGGCCGCCGUCACCAAUUGGAAUAGCAGCAACAGCAACAGCCACUGAAAAAGCACAAUGCCGCAAUACGUACCAAUACAGGGCUACAAACAGCUGGAGGAUGCGCUCAAAGUGCACGCGAAGAGCAAUUGCCUCAUCUAUAUGUAUUUCUUUGGGGAGAAGGACAGCAAGGGUCGCAGCUGGUGUCCCGACUGUGUGGAGGUUGAGGAGCUUGUGGAAACGGCGUUUCGUGAAAAUGCCCAUCCCAAUGCGCUGAUAUACACCGUGGACGUGGGCAAUCGCGACGCCUGGAAGGAUCGCAGCGACAACAACAAGUUCCGUUUGCCGCCCUACUCGCUCAGCGUGAUACCCUCGCUGUUGCGCUGGAACAGUCCCGAGCGCUUAGAGGGCGAUCAGCUGUUGAAGCCCCAGCUGCUGGAGCUGUUCUUUAAUGAGGCCAAGUCGCAGAGCGCCACCGGGAAGACGGUACCAUGCAAAUAGUCUGAUAAGCGCAUUUCUGUAAUUAACUGCUUGCUAGAGGUGUGCAUGCGAGUGUGUGCGUGUGGGUGUGCGCGAGAGAGUCUGCAUCUGUGUGUGUGUGUGAGAGAGCGCAAUAAACACGCUGUUGAGUUAAACUCAACAGCAAAAUAAAAAAAAAAAAACUCAACUGAAGUCGAGUCGAACUCAA
Molecule: messenger RNA, 1041 nt
Organism: Drosophila montana
Lineage: Eukaryota; Metazoa; Arthropoda; Insecta; Diptera; Drosophilidae
Product: thioredoxin domain-containing protein 17
Exons: 2
Coding region: 432-854 (140 amino acids)
Cellular component (GO): cytosol
Molecular function (GO): protein-disulfide reductase [NAD(P)H] activity
Source: RefSeq, a predicted model, not a curated record